CAGAACAGAACAAAACAGAACACAGAACCCAUGAAAUGAAACAGAGAAAGUGAAGAAACCCAACUUUUGCUUUUUAAUGCUCCUCUCUCUCACCUCUCUCACUCUAUAUAUACAUAACUCUCUCUCUCUCUCUCUCUCUCUCUCUCUCUUUCACUUUCUCACACACGCACUGCUUUAUCUUUUCUGGAAUCCGAGCUUCCUCUUUUCUCCUUUCUUUUUUAUUUUAAUUUGUUAGUAAAUUAUUUUGAUUAUUAUUUUGAGGGAGGGGGAGUGGCGGAUUUUGGUACGAGCUCCCAAGCAUGAUUUCCUGAUGAAAUGGCUGUACUGAUGAUGGCUAAUAACAACAUCAGUUGCAGCAAGAACAACAGCAGCAACAGCAAGGAAGAAAAACCAAUUUUCCAUGAUUUUCUAGGCAUGAGCUGUGCUUCCGAUUCGCCUCCUCCUAUAGCGGUGAAGAGUGUCGGUUUUGGUGGGGAAAGCCGUCCAUCAGAGGCGUCUGCCUCGGCUUCUGUCUCUGUUGGAGCUUCUUCUGGUGGACAUGGCCCGGUCUCUGCCACUUCUGAUCUGGGUUCCGAAAGGCAGGUGGGUAACCAUUUUGAGGGGGUUCCGUUUUAUGGCUCGAGGAGUGAUUUCUCUGCGGCCGAGAUAAAUAAUAGAUUCCCAGGAAGAAAGAGGAGUAAUUCAGAUUCUAUGUUUAUGGGGUCAACAAAGGAUAGAAUGCCUCAACUAGGACAAGACUCCCUUGAAGGUUCUCACUUCUUGAAGAUAUUCCGAAAUGGAGCUGGGGGAGAGAAACCAAGAAGGUCCCAUGAUGAGGAUCUGUUCUUUGGUAUGCAACCUCCAAGGCCAUCUUCUAAUUCUCCAGUCUUAUUGCAUCAGCCUAUUUGCAAUAGACCUGAUUCUGUUGGUUCCAAGUGGGAAAGAUCUAUGAUGAUGAGUGUGGGGCCCGUGAUACAAUACCCUCCGCCUAUGGGGCAAUAUGCAUCCUUUGUGGAUAAGGUCUCUUCAAACAGAUACAGAGAGGCCAAUGCAGGUCCAUCACUAAUUUCUCAACCAGCUGCUGAUGAAGGCUCUAGAACAGGCAUUAAAGGGACUGGAAUUUUGAGUGCCAUUAAUGCCAAUAGUGGAACCACUGAGAGGAACUCAUCUGGAGUGUCUCUGAGCUGCAACAGACUGAAUUCUGGACCUCAAACUGCUGACCCUGAAUCUUCGAAUCCACCUAGUCGACAUGGAUUAACCUCUACUAGUCGGCAAAUGACUAUAUUUUAUGCAGGACAAGCACAUGUUUUUGAUGAUGUUCACCCAAACAAGGCAGAUGUCAUAAUGGCUCUAGCUGGAUCGAAUGGGGGGUCAUGGUCAACAACUUAUUCACCAAAGUCUAGUGUGCGACCAUGCCUUAAUGAAGCUCAUUUUCCUAAUGAAGAGACUGGAAUUGGUAAAAGCAACAUGGGAUUCCAACAGGAGUUGCGUGGGAGGUUACCAAUUCCUGGGAGUUCCAGUCAUGGAAUCAAUCAAGGUGGUCGGAUUUCAACAAUCCAAGUUGAUCCUCGAAUCUUAUCCUCAGGGGCCCAUCAAGGUGGCACUAUAGUAAAGGAAACAAGUUCUCUGGCUCAAGCGGCAGAGGUUGAUACGAAAGGAAAAAGAGAGGUAGGAUCAUAGGAAAGGUCAAAGGCAUUCCAUACUCCAAUCCUAUUGACAGUUUCUUGGAGUUUAAGUUGCCUUUGGUAUCUCAUGGGUUUUAAGUCUUAUGUUUCAGCAGACAUAAAUCAACCGUAGGAUUCAAGUUCAGAAAGCCAUAUCUCCUUACUUUACAUUCCCUGAUUUCAUAUUCUAUUUGAAUUGGUUCAUUUUGCUCUUUGGCGUUUC
Nelumbo nucifera (sacred lotus) is the source of this 1866-nucleotide messenger RNA. RefSeq lists its product as uncharacterized. Gene Ontology annotation, cellular component: nucleus. Gene Ontology annotation, biological process: response to wounding; regulation of jasmonic acid mediated signaling pathway; regulation of defense response. NCBI's taxonomy places the organism in Eukaryota, Viridiplantae, Streptophyta, Magnoliopsida, Proteales, Nelumbonaceae. The record is from RefSeq and is a predicted model, not a curated record.